Messenger RNA from Octopus bimaculoides (California two-spot octopus), 804 nucleotides. Its product is annotated as tigger transposable element-derived protein 4-like. The record is from RefSeq and is a predicted model, not a curated record. NCBI's taxonomy places the organism in Eukaryota, Metazoa, Mollusca, Cephalopoda, Octopoda, Octopodidae.
AUGAGGAUGACCUAUUGUGCCAAAGAACAUGAUGGCUGUUCAUCAAAGAGAAAAUGCCAGCGAGAGGGAAAAGACCAACAGACAGACUGUGCUCUCUACAAUUGGUUUCAAUUUAUUUGCUUGAGAAAUGUCCCUGUCAAUGGCCCGAUCCUAAUGCACAAAACCAACAGCAUUGCUCAAGCUGCUGGACACGAUUUUAAGGCAUUCAAAGAACACAAACUAAACAUAUCAUUCUUAGCAGGUGAUGCAGCUGAAGUUCACGUUGAUGGAGCCCAUCAAUUUCAUGAGACAACCAUGCAGCUUCUGUUGAAAUUGUAUAGGCCACAGGACAUCUACAACGCUAAUGAAACUGCGAUCUACUUCCGUGCAUUACCAGGAAAUACAUAUGUCUACAAGAGUUGCAAGAAAACUGUGAGAGGCUUUAAGACAGCACAGGAUCAUGUGACCUUGAUGGUGGCCUGCAACAUGAGUGGAGACAAAGAAGACUUGCUCUUAAUCGGAAAGGCUGGUUCACCAAGAUGCUUCAAAAAUGUCAAAAUGUUUCCGAUUCAAUACAACUUUUCAACCAAUGCUUGGAUGACAGAAAAAAUCUAUGGAAGAUGGCUCAGAUCUUGGGAUCGUUGUUUGCAGGAAUCUGGAAGACAAGUGGUGGUCCUACUUGACAAUUGCUUUUCUGGUGUAGUCAUCGAUGAUCUCAAGAAUAUCACUUUAAAAUUUCUUCCUCCCAACACAAUGUCAGUGCUGCAGCCCUGUGACAUGGGGAUAAUCAAGACCUUGAAAGCCUACUUCAAACAUGAAAUGUGA